Molecule: messenger RNA, 1080 nt
Organism: Thermochaetoides thermophila DSM 1495
Lineage: Eukaryota; Fungi; Ascomycota; Sordariomycetes; Sordariales; Chaetomiaceae
Product: G protein beta subunit-like protein
Exons: 5
Coding region: 1-1080 (359 amino acids)
Biological process (GO): G protein-coupled receptor signaling pathway
Cellular component (GO): cytoplasm; heterotrimeric G-protein complex
Molecular function (GO): protein binding; signaling receptor complex adaptor activity
Source: RefSeq, a predicted model, not a curated record
AUGGAUCCAAGCCGGUCGAGCGACGUUUCGCCUGAGGCGAUGCAGGCCCGCAUCCAGCAGGCGCGUCGCGAGGCUGAGACGCUCAAGGACAGGAUCAAGAGGAAAAAGGAGGAGCUCGCCGAUACAACACUCCGCGCUGUCGCCGCGCAGGCGCAUGAACCGAUUCCAAAGAAUCAGUUGAUGAGGGCCAAGAGAACGCUGAAGGGCCACCUUGCAAAGAUUUAUGCGAUGCACUGGUCGACCGACCGGAGACACCUCGUUUCGGCCUCACAAGACGGCAAGCUGAUCAUCUGGGAUGCUUACACAACAAAUAAGGUCCAUGCAAUUCCUCUCCGGUCCUCAUGGGUCAUGACUUGCGCUUAUGCCCCGAGCGGCAACUAUGUCGCCUGCGGUGGUCUCGAUAAUAUCUGCUCCAUCUACAACCUUAAUCAGAACCGCGACGGGCCCACAAAGGUUGCCCGUGAGCUCUCUGGCCACGCCGGCUAUCUAUCGUGCUGCCGCUUCAUCAACGACCGCAGCAUCAUCACCUCGUCCGGUGAUAUGACCUGCAUGAAGUGGGAUAUCGAAACCGGCACCAAGGUGGUUGAGUUCGCCGACCAUCUUGGAGAUGUCAUGAGCAUCAGCCUCAACCCAACGAACCAAAACACUUUUAUCUCCGGUGCUUGCGAUGCUUUCGCCAAGCUCUGGGACAUUCGCGCCGGCAAGGCCGUCCAGACGUUCGCCGGGCAUGAGUCCGACAUUAAUGCCAUCCAAUUCUUCCCCGACGGACACUCCUUUGUUACAGGAUCCGACGAUGCUACCUGCCGGCUCUUUGAUAUCCGUGCAGACAGGGAGCUGAACUUUUAUGGGUCGGAAUCGAUCCUCUGUGGUAUUACCUCGGUCGCCACAUCUGUUUCCGGGCGGCUGCUGUUCGCUGGUUAUGAUGACUUUGAGUGCAAGGUCUGGGACGUUACCCGUGGCGAGAAGGUUGGCUCACUUGUGGGCCACGAAAACCGCGUCAGCUGCUUGGGUGUGUCAAACGAUGCUAUAAGCUUGUGCACUGGUUCCUGGGACGCUUUUCUCAAGGUCUGGGCCUAUUAG